UAAGAAACCAUUCUUGUCAAAUAAAUAGCAGCUGCACAAACAUCAGGGGAUCACGAUUUUGCACUUGUCAGGCUGAGGUAAUUACCGAUGGAAGAAACUGUACAGGUACUAUGAUGUUUUUCUUUGGUUUACGCUACGAUUAGGAUUUUAGGAUUUAAUGGUGGUGAGUGGGGGAGGCGGUGAGGAGUGGGCUUUCUGUGAAGGCUUUUGAUGGCCGACAACCCUGAGUGGUUGGAUUAGGAUGGAGGCUUGAGGGAGAAACCUCGUAACUGUUUGCGGUCCAUUAAAAAGGCAGUAACGGUGUUGACGAAAAAUUGUCAUCAUAUCACGUAGUUUUCUAAUGAUGCCGUUUGUCUUAUUUAUUUUAGAAAGAAAUCGAACAAUGAUGUUUCCACAGUACUACAACUUUCCCGGAAGACGUUUAAAAAACCAUGUUAUCCGAAGCGCAAACGUCAAGAACUUGGAUGACUGUGUACUCUUUUGCUACCUGAAUGACAACUGCGUCAGUCUAAACUUCAAGAAAAAUGCAGAGCUUGGGGGAAUAGGUUAUAUCUGUGAAGCAAAUAAUGCCACUCAUCUUGAUUAUGACAUUGAUCUGAUAGAUAAUGGCGUUUUUUAUUAUCACGGUUCGAAGGUGAGUAAUUGGUUACUCAAAUUCUGAAACGUACCUUUUUGGUCUUUUUGUGUAAGCUUUAACACGCUUGUUAUUUAGUCUCAUGGACUCUUUAUUUUUCGAUUUUGCAUUCUUUCAUCUUUCCUCUUUAUGGUUGCUUCGCUUGCACAUUAAAUCUUUCAUGUGUACCUUCCAUCUUCCUUGCGUCAUUUUCUUUACCCAUUUAAUCAUUUCAUCUCACUAUAAUUCUGUUUUCCUUUAGAGUGCCUGCGGUAAGAAUUCACCGUGCCAAAAUAAUGCAGCUUGUCAGUCUGGUUUCACAUCAAAGGGAUAUCGAUGCUUAUGCCCUCUUGGAUUCGAGGGUGAAAACUGUGAAAAAGGUACGUUUCAGAAUCAUUUUUCAAAAAUUUUAAUAGGAUCUUUGUGUUAAUAUACACGACUGCCACUACGGUGGUUAACGAAGCUUUGAAAUUUUCUUAAUUUUAUGAACUUUUUUUUUGUUUUAAUUUUUGUUUUCCAUGUUUCUUUUGAGCGCAAUCUGCAUUGGCUGUAUGGCUAUCGGAAGAAAAAUGACAGACUGACUUUAGCGUCUUUAAUAAAAAAUGUCUCCUUCCUUCUUUAUCCCUCCUCCUCUCCUUCUUUCAGUCUGUAACAAGCAUCGAGGAAUGCGCCUGAGCAGCUCCUCGUUUAGUGCGAGCUUCACUAUUUAUCUACUGGGCUUCUGUGUCCCUUUAUUUUGAUUAAAUUAAUCAGGUAGAAUACCCUCGUGAAAGCGAGAAAUAACAAAGACUUGUGAAUUAACAUUUUAGUUGAAAAUGACAGCAUCAUGCGUAAGAACUAUUGUUUCAUAAAGAACUGAAUACAGCUAUUUCAAUUUACGUUGUCGGAUCAAAGCCUCAAGCCUAUGGGAUCUUAAUGAAUAAUUAUCAGCAAAAUUAACAAUGCCUCGUCACAUCUGUUCUUGUUGCUCUUUGUUAAGACGCGCAAGGCAAUACUAAUUGUAUUUUCAGCCUCCAUGUCCAUCUCGCCUAAAAUUAAUUCUAAUCUACCCAUACCGCCUUUCGGUCUUGUCCCGUACCCUUGAAGCUUUGAUCCGACAACGUAAAUUGAAAUAGCUGUAUGUUUUAAAUACUCGUCGCUAUAAAAUAAGUAGAUAAAUUCACAAAAUACAGGUAUCAGGAUAUGAUAAAAUGUAUUCAAAAACUCAUUAAUAAUUCAUAAGCCCAUUAACCUAUCAAAUGGUAGAUAAUACAUCACGUGCAGUGACUUUAUAUCGAUAAACCUCAUCCUUAUUAGUAUGCGGUGUUUUAUCAGAUAUAAAGACACUGCACGUGACUUAUGAAUAUUAAUUAAUUAUCAACACAGAAACUGACACAACAAAUGGUGGGAACAUAUUUAAUGUUCUUUCAACAAAUUUCACACAGUAAAUUUACUUUUGCACCAAAUUAAUAGUACAGUUGUGAAAUACACAUCUGGAAAAAUUCUCUAUUCCAUUAGUACAGUAAUCUGGUAAAGGCAUAUUAGACAAUACAUCAUCUGAAACUUCGAAUUCAAAAUCAGUCGGCAGAAGUGACUCCAACUCGUUUUAGCUAACCUCUGCGUUUGACCUUUUGCCAGUAGUCUCCCUAUUUUCAGGGGGGCCUAAAAUCUUGCUAACCUGGUGUUCUUGCUCAACACUGGACUUUUCGUAUUUAAACAAGGCAUUUGAUCGAUGACCUGUUCUCUCUCUAAUUGACCUCUCCUCUAAUGUUUUUCUCGUAUGCUAAUUUCUAACGUUCACAAAAGCAUAAUUGUUAUGAACUCUCUUGACACACGCUUUUCCAAGAAUGUUUUUGAAGCCGUUCAAAAAACUCGCAGCACGUGUUUUAUCGGGUCAAAAACCACUCGGCUACGCCUCGUGGUUUUAAACCCGAUAAAACACUCCUGCUCGUUUUUUAAACAUUACAUGAAACCCUUUAGAAAAGUAAACCGCCAUGUUGCUGAACCAGGCUAUCACGGCGACAUUGCCAUCUUGACACGAUAAGAGACAAAUGAUACAAAUUUUUUUUCAAGCAGUAAAUCGUAUUUGCCUUGCUCCCAAUAUGUGGCUUUGAACUUCAGUUGUUAGUUCAGUUGUUUGAAACCCUUCGAAGCCUGGAUUUAAUUUUUUUCGUUUUUAGACUUCUAUACUGCAGUUUAAUGAUGCAGUUAAAGGAUGCUUUCACCGGCUGCACAGACCGGAUUACAGUGGUAGGUUAUUGUCGUGAAAUGUUAUUUCACAAUUUUACUGUGGCGGCCUGUCUUUCCCUACGACGAUUGUCAAGGUUGUAGUCCUUAUAUAAGGCAGCCAUGAUCCCUCUACUUCAGAAUUAAUUUUUGCUAUCCAAUGUCCUCCCGUAAACUCAAUUGUUAAAACACGACACCC
Molecule: messenger RNA, 3017 nt
Organism: Pocillopora meandrina
Lineage: Eukaryota; Metazoa; Cnidaria; Anthozoa; Scleractinia; Pocilloporidae
Source: the annotation of a GenBank genome assembly